Nerophis lumbriciformis (worm pipefish) is the source of this 2569-nucleotide messenger RNA. RefSeq lists its product as uncharacterized. Gene Ontology annotation, biological process: regulation of transcription by RNA polymerase II. NCBI's taxonomy places the organism in Eukaryota, Metazoa, Chordata, Actinopteri, Syngnathiformes, Syngnathidae. Gene Ontology annotation, molecular function: RNA polymerase II cis-regulatory region sequence-specific DNA binding; DNA-binding transcription factor activity, RNA polymerase II-specific. The record is from RefSeq and is a predicted model, not a curated record.
ACGCGAUCAGCUGGGGUGCGAGUAGAAUGAACCGUAGCAGGACAAUGCUGGGAGUAAACACACUAUUUACGGGCACUCCAGUGGACAUAACGGGGUUGGCGUGAAAUUAUGUGCUGUCUGAAGGCUGCAAUGCAUGUUCGAGUGAUGGAGUUAUAGAGACUCGGUAGCUGCGAAGCAAAGUAUUUCAGCAUCAAGCCGGGUGGCGACACUGUUAGCUCGAUGCUAAUUGUUAAGCCACACACAGAGUGGGAGAGUUAGGUGAAUGGAGCCAUUGAGGCAGGCUGGAGAAGGUAGUAGUCCGGGUACGAGCACCCGUCAACGGCAGAACGGGAUUGAACAGCCGGCGUUCCGAGUGAUGGCAGCAGACCUCCAGCGGGUGUCAGCGGGGAGUCAUGAAGAGAUUCCCUCCGAGCAGCAGGAGUGGCACACCAGUGUGGGACAGAAAGAGCUACAGGCCCCCUCCCACACUAAAGAGGAGUUGCCGUGGGAGCAGCUUCAUGAUGAAGAUGAAGCUCAGUCCUUACAGCUUCAUCACAGUCAAAGUGAGGAGAACAGAGGGGCGGAGCUUCUAACCCAACACAUCACAGAAGCGGAUGGAGAGCAUUGUGAAGAUAUAAACUCAGAACCAGACAGCAUCUUUGCUCCACUGUCAGACAUGGACGACAUGAUGUCAGACUCUGCUGAGAGCGAUCACAGUGACGACAUCCAAAAACCUGUAAAGAGUAAAAAUGACUCUAAAGGUGAUACGAGACAUCACACUAACAACAAACACUUUGACUGCUCUGAAUGUGGAAAAUCAUUUCGACAUAUGUCCCAUUUUACAAGACACAUGAGAAUACAUACUGGGGAGAAACCUUUUGCUUGCUCAGUUUGCGCUAAAAGAUUCAAAACUAAGAAUGAAAUGAUAUCACACAUGAGAAUACAUACAGGGGUGAAACCUUUUCCGUGCUCAGUCUGUCCCAAAAGAUUCUCCGUAAAUACUAGGCUGAAAAAACACAUGAGAACGCACACAGGUGAGAAACCCUUUACUUGCUCGGUUUGCAAGAAGGGUUUCUCCAGAAAGCAACACAUGACCACACACAUGAGAACACACAUGGAGAAGCAAUUUACCUGCACGUUUUGCCCUAAAAGAUGUACCGAGAAAAGUCAUCUUGUAGCACACAUGAGAACACACACUGGAGAGAAACCUUUUACCUGCUCCGUUUGCAGUAAGAGUUUCUACACAAAGCACGUUAUGACCACACACAUGAGAACACACACUGGAGAGAAACCGUUUAGUUGCACUGUGUGCAAUAAGAGGUUCAUAUAUAAGUAUCAGGUCAGCAAACACAAAUGUGUAACAGUCAUGGAAGCUGCUGGGAUUUAAAAACACUUAAACAGUGAUUGUGCUAGAUGUACUUUAAAAACACAGCAUGUUUAAUAUGAAUGUAUAUUUUAUGUUAUAUGUAGUGUUUCUCCUCUUCUAGUGUUAUACAGUAUGUUGUCCUGUAAUUACUUUUUAAGUUGUGUGUAUUUAUUGAAUAUUACUGUAUAUAUGUAGCUACUAUUUUAUUUGAUUUUCUCAUUGUUAAAGAGAGGACAUCUUAUUAUUUUCAUUUGUGUCUCAUAAAAUCACACAUUUUCCCAUUGCAUUUUAUUGAUGUUAAUAUUCAUGUUACGUCUUGGACGCAUGGCUGCGAUUGUUGUGUUCCUUCCAAGGCAGGAGACAAGUAGGAGCGGAGUGCAGGUAAGAUUUUAAGUAUAUUUAAUAAAUAAAAAGCAGGACAAAAAUACAAAACAGAGGACGCUAGCAAGCGUGGAGCUAAACAAAAAAAACAAAAUGUCACCAAGGGUGAUAAACAAGGAAUGCUAGCGUGCACAAACUUACUAUGAGGAGAAAACCAGGGGAAACGUAAAUGUUGCGUAGAGCAAACAUUGACCCAGCACUUACUGCUGGGUGACAGGAAACUAUAAAGGGGAGUGAUUAGCCAAAACACCUGGUGGAAACACUAAUUGCAAAACUAAGACAGGUGAGGAGAAUCAGUGCCCAUGGAAACCAAGAAUAAACAGGGAAAGAGGGUGCAACCAGGAAACAGACUAAAACCAGAAACAUAACCAACAUAAAUCAUGCCAUGAUCCGGGUAACGAUCAUGACAAUUCAAUUACAAGUAUGAAUAAAUAAAAUUGUUAACAAAAUUUGGACUCUGGUAGAUUAGCAGCAUUGUUACGUCAUGGAUGUCAACUACUGCAAAACGUCAACCGAAGAAGAAAAAGACUGAAGUUAGCAACACAUCACUGAAUUUAUAGAGCCAUCGCGAGUGGAGCUGGUUGUUUUUAUUGCUGCAUUUGUACUUAUUUUACCACACAGCUUCUGUCAGAAUAACUGUAUAGAAGUUAUCGCACAACUUCUGUGUUACAUUGAGUUCAGCUCGCCCUGUGAGUAGACAAAAGCUGUCUUUGAUCUUACCAAGCAAAAGGCUUGUAAAACUCCACUGUGUACGAAGGGAAGAGACAUGAAGGCGUCAGUUUCUUUGAUCCAUUGUGAUCCACAGGAAGAUUUUGUCUUGACCCGAGAUCUACAAAGUGGAGA